AUGAUCACUCUCUUCCUUCUGUUACUAGCAACAACAACACAAUCCCUAAGCUCCGAAUCCCGAGCAAUAAAGUCUGCCAAACUCCUUGACCUCGUCAUCCGGGAUUACACCUUCCGAUCACAGGAUAGCCGGAAGAAUUUCAAGACGGGCAGGCUCUACCCGGUUGACCUUCCCUCCAACCUGUCGGGCAUACAGGUCGAUGUGGUCAGGUUCCGAUGUGGGAGCCUCCGUAGAUAUGGUGCGGACAUCAAGGAGUUCCGAUUACGACCCGGGACCCAUGCCCGAUCCUGCUCCAAACGGGUCAUCCUCGUCCGCCAAAACCUCGGCUCCAAUUGGUCCUCACUGUACAACGAAAACUACGAGCUCUCGGGCUACCGGCUGAUUUCCCCAAUUUUAGGCCUGCUUGCUUACGGCGUCGGCUGCACGAACCGCUCCGCCACGCCGGAGGUAGAAAUUCAGGCCGGAAAAAACCCGAUCACAAUCGAUUUCAGGGCGGCGGGUUUGAACAACGCGAGCCAGGGGAUUAUACCCUUGUGUGCGGUGUUCGACGAGGGCGGGAGGAUGAGCCUGUCGGACCCGGCGGGACCCGGGGUGUGCGCAUCGGGCCGGCAGGGGCACUUCGGGCUGGUGGUGGAGGCGCCGCUGAUGCCGCUGAGGAGGAAGGCGGGGCGGGCGAGGGUGGCGGUGGGGAUCGCGGCGGGGGCGGCGCUGGGGGCGUUCCUGCUGGGGCUGCUGGCGGUAGCGGUGGUGGCGAACGCCAGGAAGAGGAGGAAGGAGAGGGAGGAGGAGAUGGAGAGGAGGGCGUACGAGGAGGAGGCGCUGCGGGUGUCGAUGGUGGGACACGUGCGGGCGGUGGCGGCGUCGGCGACGAGGACGAUGCCGAGGAUAGAGCACUUCGAGCGCCGGCGCCGGCCGGAUACGAGAUCGAGUUCGUAG
This is a messenger RNA of Striga hermonthica, 936 nucleotides long. The record is from the annotation of a GenBank genome assembly. NCBI's taxonomy places the organism in Eukaryota, Viridiplantae, Streptophyta, Magnoliopsida, Lamiales, Orobanchaceae.